Theileria annulata is the source of this 3333-nucleotide messenger RNA. Its product is annotated as ubiquitination-mediated degradation component, putative. The transcript has a single exon. Gene Ontology annotation, molecular function: ubiquitin-ubiquitin ligase activity. Gene Ontology annotation, cellular component: cytoplasm; nucleus; ubiquitin ligase complex. NCBI's taxonomy places the organism in Eukaryota, Apicomplexa, Aconoidasida, Piroplasmida, Theileriidae. The record is from RefSeq and is a predicted model, not a curated record. Gene Ontology annotation, biological process: protein polyubiquitination. The coding region runs from base 1 to 3333 and encodes 1110 amino acids.
AUGACUGGGAAUGUCGAUAAAACAAAUGUUUUUCAUAAAUUUAUUCAAAAUGUACUAAAUGUUACAAUAAAAAGGUCUGAAAGACAACAGAAUCUCGUGAACCAAGGGGAACAAGUGAAAGUAUACAUUGGUCACCUUUACGGAAGGAUUUCUGGAAUUACAGAUACUGAAAAUAAGUAUCUAAAUGUGGAAGAUUUGGAUGACGUGGUUCGUUCGAUAGUAUACUUGUGUAUACUACACAACAAAAAUGUUCUAGUGGACUUAAAUGAAACCUAUGUAAGAACAGCAAAUGAAAUUAGUAAAAUAAAUAAAAAUGGACUAACUAAUCAAAAUAUUGGAUGUAUUGAUGAAAAUGUAAACUCUAUAAAUUCAUUGAAGACUGAACUUCUUAGUGUUCUGGAAAAGGCCCAGUCGUUCCUAAUCUCAAACGCAUCAAUUUUGAUGUCGUUUCCUGAAUAUUUCACUAUUACAGAUAUCAUUAGUGAAAAUGAAAUAAAGAAGGCGUACUUGAACGUAACAGACGAAAAAAUAUUGCUUGAAAUGUUCCUGGACUACGGCACAUCGGCACAUAAUUCGACAUUUUUACAAAAAAUGGUGAAUGAAAUGUGGGAAACAGACGAAAAUGUAGGUAAAGAAGUUUUUGUAAAAAUAUUUGGAUUACUGAGGAAUAGAUUGUGCCUUAAAACACUAAAAUCAAACACGUCAAAUGAAGCUAAAUUAUUAACAGAACUGUUUUUUCACAAACCAAUAGUGGAGCUUUUCCUGGAUAAUGUAGUGUCAGUAGAGUUGGAAUCAGCACUGAUUGUUUCAUCAGGAGUUAGAAGAGAGAUUAGUUCAUUUUUCGGAAGAUUUCUGGGAAUCACAACGCUGGACGAAGAACAAUACGAAGUUGCGAAACUCGUUGGUAUUAAACAAGCAUAUGAAGGAGCAAAAGUGGAUAGAACGAGUGACUUUUAUGGAAAAAAGGAUUUAAAUCACCUAAAGUCAGUGUUUAACUCUAAAAGGUUUGAAAGCGAGCACUCAAUGAAUAAUUUUGUGCAGUUGGUAAAGGUUAUUUUAAAAGUAGACUCGGUAGUGAGAAACAGGUUUUUAUCGGUAAUGGGAAUGUUUAUAUCGUUUAACAAUAAUCGCAAAAAAAUGUAUAGCCUAUCACAUAUUGAUGCGCCUCCAGUCUCAUUUGAUGAGUUUUACUUUAGGAGACUGAUUUUGUUGCCAGAUAAUUCAUUUGGGUUUUGCGUAAACUUUACGUGGUUGCUACUGUUGCUGUCCCAAGGAAUUACUAUACCUAAAUCGGAUGAGAUUGACCCUGCUUUCUGCCAAGCAGUUAAUUUGAUAAAAGAAGAAUUGGAAGGUUUAGAAAAUGAAACAACUGAAGAUUCAGAAUCAUUAGCUGAUAAGGUUCAUAAGCUUGGAGAAAUGGAAAAGGAAAUGAAUAAUACACUUGGAUUCUUAGCAACAUCAUCAUGCAUGGGAGAUGAAAACCAAGUUAAAAGUUCAUUAAAAUUAUUAAAGUCUAAAGCAGAGGACGUGUACAAUAGUAAGUUCAUAACUCAGAUAUUCUGGCUCACAAUCAAGUCAAUAAAUAUGAUGUUUCUCCCAAGUCUGCAGGAAAAUUUAAAAAUACUGACACAGACAUUAAAUUAUGCAAACUCCAACAUGAAUUUGGGAAUAAAUGAUGAUAAGCUUGCAAAUUACAUUUCUUACGUGUAUGUUUGGAGGACAGCAAUUCAGCACCCAUCGUUCCUUAAAGCCCUUUGGCACUUUGUAAAUAUAUCGCUUAGGUUAUUUCUUCGUUGUUUCUUGUUGUAUGAUAAGGAAGGUAAUGUAAAGUCUGACUACAAGAUUUUGUAUGAUAGCUCAAGUAAUAAAUUUGGACCGAUGGUGGAGAAGUACUGUGAUAAAGUUCUGAACACGGAUGUUGGAGUAUCAUCGCCACAGUUUACAGUGUUGCCAGUAGAUCUUAUAGAAACUAUUUUGGAUUUGAUAAAAAACAUGACAAUCUUGAGACAUUACGACCACUAUAUAAAGCCAAAUGACUCGGACCCAUUGAGUUUUAUGGAUUUCGAGCUGGUGAUAACGGUCUGCAUAUUUAUAAUGAAGAGUCCAAACGACGUUAUCAAAAACAUACACAUUAAGUGUGACAUGGCUUGUUCAACAAUUUUAUACUUGUGUAAGUUCUCAAAUGACUCGAUGUCAAGGUUCGAGAGCAUUAACGUUUGCAAGCUACAUCUAAUGUAUUCACUUGUUAGGACGUUCAUAUCGUCACAAAAGUCGAACUAUAACACAAGAAUAUCAUCAAGGUUAAACAUAAUUCAAAGUUUUACUCAAUUUUUUGUCCUAGAAUCAUAUAGGAAGAACUUCGUGACAUGUAUCAUAUCAAAGAAGGACCUGUUCAUCCAGUUCAUGCACCUGCUGCUAAAUGACACAAACUUCCUUAUUGAGGAGGUGGUAUCGUACUUGACAGAGAUUAGGAGACGUGAAAUCGCCGGAAUAUCAUUGGAUGAAACAACUAGUGAGGAUCAUCAAUCCACAGAGAAUAAUGAAAACUCAGAUGAUCAGUACGUUCAGGAUGGUGCAAUUGACGCUAACCAGCUAAGAUCAAUGGCUGGACCUGAGCUCAAGGGAAGGACUAGAAGUUUUGUGGAGUAUGGGUUUGAGAUUUGUUCACUUUUAAAUAUUCUCUGCUCAGAGUUCCCAUCUGACAUCACCAGUAGUUCUGUUCUUUUACCUCAGGUGGUUACAUGUCUGGGGUGCUGUUUGGAAAGUCUGGCGGGGCCGAAAUGCCUUCAACUUAAGGUCAAAAACAUGGAUGAAUACGGAUUUAAGCCAAAGGAAUGGCUUUCUAAGAUCAUGCAGUGUUAUAUAUCGUUGUAUGAACACAACGACUCUGAUGAGGUUACCCCCUUUGUAAAGGCCGUAGUCAAUGACGAGCGAUACUACAAACCUGAAAUUUUCAACCGAUGCAUAAGGUUUUCCACACGAGAAAUGUUCCUUAACUACAGAAACAUCAAAUCAUUUAAUAAUCUUAGUAAUAAGCUUCUCGAGUAUGCCAAACAAACCACCAUGUUAUACGAUAAUGCAGUUAACGAUGAGAUACCUGAGAACUACCUUGACCCUAUAAUGAUGGACAUUAUGGAGGAUCCUGUCUUGCUACCAACUAGCGGUAAGAUUAUGGACCGCAAGAACAUUGAGCGUCAUUUGAUGUCUGAGUCCACUGAUCCUUUCACUCGUGCACCUCUUGAGCGUGACCAACUAAUUGAGCAGCCUGAGCUCAGGGAGGAGAUUUCUAGUUUUUUGAAAUCAUUAAUCAAAUCAAACUCUACUUCAACGUAA